Molecule: messenger RNA, 1167 nt
Organism: Penicillium cinerascens
Lineage: Eukaryota; Fungi; Ascomycota; Eurotiomycetes; Eurotiales; Aspergillaceae
Exons: 1
Coding region: 1-1167 (388 amino acids)
Source: RefSeq, a predicted model, not a curated record
AUGCUUGUUACUGUCAUUCCAUUCUUUGUUGCUUUGCUAGGUCUAGCAGAUGCUGCACCGAAGAAGGUGAAUCAGCCCAAUCGCGAGACUCAGCACCAUACAUCGACCAAAGUUUCAUACCAAACGAGCUUUGGUCGCCAGGUCUACCAUGGACACGUUCCGACCUCAACUGUGCGGAACACAUGGUUCAAUCCUCUGCCGGUUAUUAUUUUCUCAACCACUCAUCCCACUACCACAGUAACCCCUCCUGUGGUUACCGUGACCGAGACCGACUAUGUGACCUCUAUCGUCUCUGUUACUGCUGCGGCCAGUACCGAUGUUGUCUCGAUCACCUCGACCGAGAUCGACACCGAAACAACAACCACUACUUUGGAUCCUGUCACUAGUACCAUUUCUACUGACACUACCACAACUCUGACAUCUACCUCGACCAUCCCGACGCCAGACGGGUUCACCCCGUUGGUCGAUACUUUCGCAACACCCACAACGCUUAAGCGCGAUCUCUCGUUACUCGAGGAUCGUUCGCAGAAGUUUGAUAUCGCCGACUUCAAGUACACCCAUUCCCUCAGAUGCACGCAUGAAAUUGUCAUUGAAGUCAUUAUCAUCGACCUUGUCGUUGGCAAGCCGAUCACAAAGACGCUGCGUCCCCAAAUGACCACUGAACAUACUACCAGUACCAUCACUUCCACCUCGACCAUUGUCCCCGCUGAUGUUUCCACGACCGUUACCGAGUCAGUGACUUCUACGAUUUCCAGUACUGUGACGGCGCCCGCUGUGACAACUACGACUACUAGCACAUAUACUGUGACAGUCUCGACCUCCACCACGUUCUACGACGCCUGCGCGACCAACAAUGUUGCCCCUAGCCCUCUUACAUCGGACUAUGGCAGCUUCGAGGGUCAAUACAUUGAAUCCGUUUCGAGCGCCCAAGGCUCUAUCAGGUCAGGUAAUGGCAACUCGGCGUACGACUGCUGUGUCUCUUGUAUACAAGAUAGCAACUGUGGAAUUUCCAUCUACUGGGCAAGCGGAACAUGUUAUAUUCUCGAUAGCGCCACCUGCUCUCCAACUUCAAUUAUUGGAACCGUCGACACUUCCACAGGAUACGCUGGAGGUUCGGUAUCUAAUGGUCUCUGUGGACGUGCCGUGGGUGGUUCUUCUAAUAAUUGA